Messenger RNA from Penicillium brasilianum, 1760 nucleotides. The record is from the annotation of a GenBank genome assembly. NCBI's taxonomy places the organism in Eukaryota, Fungi, Ascomycota, Eurotiomycetes, Eurotiales, Aspergillaceae.
CGAAUCAUGAGGCGUGCACCUCGCCCCCUUUCCCCACCACGUAGAUCACCCAUUGGCAUUGCAUUUUGAUCUCCCGAAUAGAGCUGGUGUUGCCCACUCUCUGGCCAACUUUUUUUAAGAGCUGUUACUGACCCAGCGCCUAUUUUGGACCCCGCCAAUAGUGGAUAACUAACCAACUAUCGAAAGUCCAGUUUGUCAUAGCGUCUAGAUGGCAGGUCCUCCUUAGACAGAUUUGGCUCGCACAACACUUCCAAGCUGCGCUCCUUUGCCAGGUAGAUAUUUUACCUCGGCACACUUCAGCUGUCUUAGCCUACCUCCUGCCAUCUGUUCUUUCCCCACGCAACAGCAGACAUUCCGAAUGACAACACAAAAGGCUAUCAUUGUCCAGGAAGCGGGCCGCGCGACCUUGGUGCACGAUGCCCCCGUUCCUGAGCUGCCGGAUGACUAUAUACUAGUCAAAACAAAAGCUGUUGCGUUAAAUCCCACAGAUUGGCGUCACAUCGACUUUGUCUCUUGCAAUGGCGCUACGGUCGGCUGUGACUACGCUGGAAUAGUUGAAGCCAUUGGCCCAGGUGUCAAAAAGACCUUUCGGAAAGGUGACCGUGUAGCGGGCUUUGUGCACGGUAGCAACGCCGUGCGUCCUAACGGCGGUGCAUUUGCAGAGUACGUGAUUGCGAAAGGCGACCUCCAAAUUCGCAUACCCGACUCCAUGAGCUUCGAAGCUGCGGCCACCUUGGGCGUAGGCUUGACCACUGUUGGCCAGAACCUUUACCAGAGUUUGGAGCUGCCUCUUCCAGGUGAAGCAGAGAGCGAUGAAAGUGAUAUGAGCAUCUUGAUCUACGGAGGCGCAACGGCUACUGGCACUCUGGCAAUUCAAUGUGCAAAGCUCUCGGGGCUUCGAGUCGUGACAACUUGUUCUGAUAGCAAUCGCAAUUUGAUGUUCCAGCUUGGAGCAGAUGCCGUCUUUGACUAUCACGAUACAAAUGUGGGCGAGCAGAUCAGGGAGGAUACCGAUGACGCGCUGGAAUUUGUUCUAGACACCAUUUCUACCCCCCAAUCGGCUGCCAUCUGCAGUGCCGCCAUUUCAUCCGCGGGCGGGGCUUAUAAUGCCUUAUUGGAUGUCCGAUCAGCUAGAGAUGAUGUUGAUUCAAACGUCUCAAUGGCUUAUGACGUGUUAGGGGAACCUUACCAAAUGAGUGCACAGGAAAUCUUACCCGAUGAGAGCAAUCCUGACUUUGGCAUCAAGUGGUGGAAUUUGGUGCAAGAGCUACUCGACGAGCGGCGGAUUCUUCCCCAUCCCUAUCAAGUCAAGCCAGGCGGCUUGGCUGGAGUGUUGACUGGUCUCCAGCUACUACGGGAAGGCAAGGUACGUGCCAGUAAGCUGGUGUACCAAGUCGAGGAGGUCUAAAAGGCAUGUAAUGAGAUAGCUCUCCUUUUCAUUGAGAGAAGCACAAGACACUGUUUAAGCUGUGUUUGAAUGAGAGUUCAAUAUAGUGCCGAUCUUCGACCUAAGUUCACGUAAUCAUAUGCACCAGCGGGAGCUUACGCAUCUCGGUUGACAGCAAGUGCCCAGCCACCCUCGUGCUUCGAGUCAGGGGUCAAAGCCUGAAGAUGGGACAUGUAAACUCUUUGCGGGAUCUCAAUGGAAGACGAUGAGCCUGAUUUCCAGCAUCGGGAAUGCACUUCGAGCUACUUGAAACUAUUUGGUCUGACCAAAGCUUAAUGUGGUAGGAAAGUGGUGCCGUGGAAACGUUUCUCUG